Rodentolepis nana is the source of this 522-nucleotide messenger RNA. NCBI's taxonomy places the organism in Eukaryota, Metazoa, Platyhelminthes, Cestoda, Cyclophyllidea, Hymenolepididae. The record is from the annotation of a GenBank genome assembly.
AUGGCCAGGUCGUUCGGUAUGGUCAAUGUCGGAAAUGUCUUUGAAAAAAAAGAAGAAGUGGAAGUUGUAUUUUGCUGCCUAAUCUUCCUACACGAAUCGGAGAGCAAAUUACUAGUUAUGGAACUAUUUGCCAAAUGGCUUGCCUUCGGGCAGCUGAUUGUCGUCACCAGGCUUGUACGUCUUCCGUUCUUAAAGUCUGAUCAGCAGUGUCGGCGUCCCGCUUUCUUUUCAGUUCCUCAAGGUGUUUUGACUCCGUUCUUCCAGUCAGAUCAGCAGUGUUGCGAAGGGCGUUUGUUCUUCCAGUCUGAUCAGCAGUGUUGCGAAGGGCGUCGCGCUUCCAGUCUGAUCAGCAGUGUUGCAAAGAGCGUCCCUCCCAGUCUGAUCAGCAGUGUUGCGAAGGGCGUCCCUCUUACACUGAUCAGCAGUGUUGCGAAGGGCGUCCCGCUUUCUUUUAGCUUCCUCAAGGUGUUUGGACCAAAACACUCGAUAGUGUUUAUGUGUUUAGACCAAAACACUCGAUAG